AUGACGGUGUCAAGAAAGUUUAUCGAUCUGAUCUGGCAAGCCACUGCGAAAUGGGCAAGCUGGGACCCAGGGUACGAAAUCAAGGUGGGAGAUUAUGGAAAGAUCGAUAAGGCGACGGGCGUCUUUGAGAAAAAGGGCAAUAUUUACGUGAAUACUGAAAUUUUUACGGAUGAAAAUGUACGCAAAGUGGUACUGGAUAACCCGCCCAAAUAUGCGCCCAGAGAUGAUCAAUACAUUGCAACAUCUUCGAAUGUGAAAAGGACAGAGUUGAAGCUCGAGCCUAAUGUGAAUGUGGUUGGACUCGCCGAGGCUGCGAUCAAAGGUGAAUGGACGUUCGGCUCGAAGCGCGGUGCAUUGUUGGUGAUGGCCCAACCGCGCAGCGUGUACAUUCCACACGGGAUGCUCCUCGAGCAUCUCGUCAAAGUCAAGGCUCUUGAAGAUAUGCAUCUCGUCACGGAGGUGUUCUCAUGCCCAGCCUAUAGCUUGUACUUAUCCAGCGGAAACGAUGAUGUAGUGAAGUUGGCAUUGCUUGGAUCGGCUCCGAUACCGCAUGUCCCGGGCGUAAGCGCGGGCGCUCGUGUAGGGAUUGAGUGGUGGUCGCAGUUCACGACGGGUCUCUUUCGCCAUGGACGUGAACCCCAAGGGGAAGACAGCUUCACGCCGCUGUAUAUGCUGAAGGAGAUCAGGAAAAAGGGCUGGUUCAAGCGUGGACUGCCUCCGCCUGUCUAUGAAGGGGAUGACCUUUGGGAAGCCAUUGAGCCUCCUUGGGAACAUCUUGAUGAAGAAGGAAAUGAGGAUACCUUUGAGGACACGGUAAGCCUGCUUUUGUAG
Messenger RNA from Psilocybe cubensis, 831 nucleotides. RefSeq lists its product as uncharacterized. The transcript is spliced from 5 exons. Lineage: Eukaryota; Fungi; Basidiomycota; Agaricomycetes; Agaricales; Agrocybaceae. The coding region runs from base 1 to 831 and encodes 276 amino acids. The record is from RefSeq and is a predicted model, not a curated record.